This is a messenger RNA of Juglans microcarpa x Juglans regia, 2664 nucleotides long. Its product is annotated as DEAD-box ATP-dependent RNA helicase 13. Gene Ontology annotation, cellular component: nucleolus. Bases 17 to 2512 code for a protein of 831 amino acids. The record is from RefSeq and is a predicted model, not a curated record. Gene Ontology annotation, molecular function: ATP binding; nucleic acid binding; RNA helicase activity. NCBI's taxonomy places the organism in Eukaryota, Viridiplantae, Streptophyta, Magnoliopsida, Fagales, Juglandaceae. The transcript is spliced from 16 exons.
AGUUUGCUCUUUGGCAAUGGCCGUCGAAGCUUCGCCUCUCUCUUCUCGACCUUCGACGAAAAAGCACAGGAGAAAACGACCCCAGUUAGACCCAGAGCUCGAACGACUCGACUCACUUCCGUGGAACCCCGCUCUCCCCGAUGAGGACUCCUUCUCUCUCGUCGUUGGUACUAACGAACUCGAAGGAGGAUUUCUUUCACUGGAAGAGAUUGGCGAAGCCGAGUAUGGUUUAGACAUUCCUCAACCUGAGGUAGGAAAUAGGAAGGAGAACAAAGCCAAGCAGAGUACAAAAUUGAAGAAACACAAACGUGGCGGUGAUGACAGCAGCUCUGGUGAGUCUAAGGCUGAAGAGGAAAUGUUGGAGGAGGCUAAAGUUGGAGAGAGAAUGGAGAAGGAUGUGAAUGUGAAGACUAAAAAGAAAAAGAAGAACAAGAAGAAAAAGAAGGCAAACGACAAGGAAAAUGAAAUGCAAACAAAUGAGGAACUCCCAGCUGGUGUUGUCAAGCUGUGUAUCAUACGGCAUAGUAUAUGUAGCCAAACUGUUGAAGUUAGCAAUAGCAUGGAUGAUGUUGAAGAAGAGUUGGUUGAUGGAGCUGAUUAUUAUGCGUGGAGUGAGUUGAGGCUUCAUCCCCUGCUCAUGGGAUCAAUACACAAGCUUGGCUUCAAGGAACCAACUCCAAUACAGAAAGCUUGUAUUCCUGCUGCUGCUCAUCAAGGGAAGGAUGUUGUUGGUGCUGCGGAGACGGGAUCUGGGAAAACACUUGCUUUUGGUUUGCCCAUUUUGCAACGUCUUCUAGAGGAACAAGACAAGACUGCAAAGAUGCCUGAGGAAAAGGGGGAGGAAGCAAAAAAAAUUUCUCCAGAGGGACUUUUACGUGCUCUUAUUAUUACUCCUACAAGGGAACUUGCACUUCAGGUCACUGAUCAUCUCAAGGCCGUAGCCACUGGAACUGAUAUUAGAGUGGUUCCUAUUGUUGGGGGAAUGUCAACAGAGAAGCAGGAAAGACUCCUAAAGAAAAGGCCUGAGAUUGUUGUUGGAACUCCAGGGAGGUUAUGGGAACUUAUAUCAGGAGGAGAAAAGCAUCUUGUCGAGUUACAUUCUUUGUCUUUUUUUGUGCUGGAUGAGGCUGAUCGAAUGAUUGAAAAUGGACAUUUUCGUGAGUUGCAGUCAAUAACUGACAUGCUUCCUGUCACCAAUAGCCCCGUUGAAGAUCACUCUCAAAAUACACAAAAUUGUGUCACAGUUUCAAGCUUCCAAAGAAAGAAAAGACAAACUUUGGUUUUUUCUGCUACCAUAGCACUAUCUGCUGAUUUUCGCAAGAAGCUAAAGCGUGGUUUUGUAAAACCAAAGCAGUCAUUAACUGAUGGGUUGAAUUCUAUAGAAGCUCUCUCUGAGCGAGCUGGAAUGAGAGCUAAUGUUGCCAUCAUUGAUUUGACAAAUGCAUCAAUUUUGGCGGAUAAGAUUGAGGAAUCUUUUAUUGAAUGCAGGGAGGAAGAUAAAGAUGCCUAUUUGUAUUAUAUUUUGAGUGUUCAUGGAGAAGGCCGCACAAUUGUGUUCUGUACAUCAAUUGCAGCUUUGCGCCAUAUCUCUUCUCUUUUGCAUAUUCUUGGCAUCAAUGUUUGGACACUACAUGCUCAAAUGCAGCAGCGAGCUCGGUUGAAGGCAAUUGAUCGUUUUCGUGGAAAUGAACAUGGAAUACUUGUUGCCACUGAUGUCGCAGCAAGAGGCCUUGAUAUUCCUGGUGUUCGAACUGUUGUUCAUUAUCAGCUGCCACAUUCUGCUGACGUUUAUGUUCAUAGGAGUGGAAGAACUGGUAGAGCUCUUGCUGAUGGGUGCAGCAUUGCACUAAUCUCACCAAAUGAAACAUCAAAAUUUGCUUCUUUGUGCAAAUCAUUUUCCAAGGAAAGUUUUCAGCGAUUUCCUUUAGAGAACUCAUACAUACCAGAGGUCCUAAAACGAUUAUCUCUUGCUCGUCAAAUAGACAAAAUUUCGCGGAAGGACUCCCAGGAGAAAGCCAACAAAAGCUGGCUUGAGCAAAGUGCAGAGUCAGUGGAAUUAGUGAUGGACAAUUAUGACAGUGAGGAAGAAAGAGUGAACAAUUUCAAGCAAAAGAAAGCCACGUCCAUGCAAUUAAAGAAGUUGCAGCAGGAGCUCAAUAUGCUUUUAUCACGUCCAUUCCAGCCAAGAACAUUUUCACGCCGUUAUUUGGCAGGGGCUGGUGUUUCACCUCUUCUGCAACAUCAGUUUGAAGAAUUAGCUAGGCAAAAACUUGGUGAUAGCUGGGGUUCAGGAGAAAACAAAAGAAGGAAAUUAGUCAUUAUUGGUCAGAAUUGUGUGGAACCACUCCAGGCACUCCGUAGUGCCGGUCAUGAGGUGCAUAUGGAUAUGAAAGGGGUGGCAGAAAAACGAAGAAAUAUGGAUAAUCUUAGGAGAAAGAGAAAAGAAGAGAAGAAACGUGCGCGGGAUCAGCGAAGAAAGCAGAGGAAAAAGUUGAAAAUGGGCGGCGAGUAGAGCGGCUCUUCGAAAUUGAUAGAAAUCGAACGUAAAACAUGGAACUAUUAGACUACGGUCAUCCGUUGUGUAGUUUUUACUACCUGCGCACAUAAAUUUUAAAAUUUUGACUCAUUCGAAAGUCUACAUCAAAUUUAGAUCUAGCAUUACAU